Molecule: messenger RNA, 1416 nt
Organism: Medicago truncatula (barrel medic)
Lineage: Eukaryota; Viridiplantae; Streptophyta; Magnoliopsida; Fabales; Fabaceae
Product: ethylene-responsive transcription factor ERF113
Exons: 2
Coding region: 355-990 (211 amino acids)
Biological process (GO): ethylene-activated signaling pathway; regulation of DNA-templated transcription
Molecular function (GO): DNA binding; DNA-binding transcription factor activity
Source: RefSeq, a predicted model, not a curated record
AAAACAAAGAGUUAUCUAUACUUUAAUACAAAGACAUCUUGGUACAAUAGUUUUUUUUUUUAACAAAAUCUUCGUAAGAUAGUUAAAGUCCAAAUUAAUGUUUAUCUUGUUCUUUUUUAAUUUUUGUCAUUCUCUUUCUUAUAUUUAAAAGAAGCAAAACAGAAUCCUCUCUUUUGAUCUUGGUGUUUUAUUUUCAUUCAUUCAUCUUCAAAUCACAGAUCCUCUUUUUUGAGAAAUCUUAGAUCUGAUUUUAUCAAGUUUUCAAAGCUCAUCAACAUAGCUAUAGUAUAAAUAUCAACACAUAUAUAAGAGUAGAAGAAUCAAAGGAAAGAAGCUUCACCAUCACCUUUGUUUAUGGAGAAACAAGAACCAUCUCAACCUACAAAUCAAGGUAAUGAAAAGAAAAAACAUUAUAGAGGUGUAAGGCAAAGACCUUGGGGGAAAUGGGCAGCUGAAAUAAGAGAUCCUAAAAAAGGAGCAAGAGUGUGGCUUGGCACCUUUGAAACAGCUGAAGCUGCAGCUACUGCUUAUGAUGAAGCUGCAUUGAGAUUCAAAGGAAACAAAGCCAAGCUUAAUUUCCCUCGACUCAUUUCUAAUUUGCCUUCGGAUCCAAAACCACCGCGUAAUAAGAAUAAUGCUUCAUCUUCUUCCUCUUCUUCUUCGCAGCUUGCUCCACCGAAGCCUCUUUUUCCUUCGUCGUUGUCAUCAGAAGAGGUGUUCCCAAACCUAAUGCAAUAUGCACAAGUGCUUUGUAGUAAGGAUGAUGAAGAUCUUCGACGUGCCGCUUCAAGUCUUUACAAUAAUAAUAAUCAUCAACAAUAUCAUCAUCAGAAUAAUAUUAAUAAUACUAAUGAGCGAUUUUGUUAUUAUAAUUUGCCGUCAUUUUUCUCAACACCAUCAACAAUGUCGCCAUCUUCUACUUCUAAGGAUGUUGUUGUGCCUAGGGUUGGAGAUUGUCAUCCUUUUGAUAGGAACAUGCGAGGGCCAUAGUUUCUCCGUGACCCGAAUUCUUUAAGAUUAUCAAAUAUUAUAGUCAAUGGAUCUCAAUCUAUCAAAAGAUUGGACGGUUCAUAUUAUAAUAUAUACAAGCCGAGUUUUUUUAAAGAGAAUUCAAAACUUAAAUAUAAGUCAUAUGAUUUUUAACCAAUAGUCAAAAUUUGUGACUGCUAUUGUUUCUCUUAUAUGGGAGAUGGCAUGGGUAUAUAGCCUUUUUUUUUUUUUUUUUUCAUUUUUGUUGGAAUAAGAAGUAUGCCAAAAAAUUUAGUCAAAAAAAAGUAUGCCAAAUUUCUUGGUCACAUUUUCCUCCUUAUUUUCAUGUACUUUUAAUUCUAAUCAAAUGACAACAAGUCCAGGAUUAGGUUGCCUAAUUGUCCAUCAAAUAGACCAUUUUUUAAUAUAUUUUUUGAUUAGGCCAAA